AUGCCUCGGACAAAAUUAGGCCCACACACCGCGAGAGCGCUGUAUACCAGUUGCACGAUUGGCAAGUGUAUCGGGUCUCUAAUCCCGAUAGACCUAGAAAACACAGUCCCUAAUAGAGAGGUAGAUUUUCUUAUAUAUGCUGCAACAAAUUGGCCCGAGGACCUGAAGGGGAACAUGGCAACCGACAUCAUACACACUUGGCAGUACGGCAGCCAUAUCUUUUUCGCAGAUACUGUCAUUUAUUCGGAAGAUAAGAACGGUAAAAAAAUCUCCGGAAUCUCCGACGGGCAGCUCUGGCAAAUUUCUCGAGAUGCGGUCGAUGAAAUGGUGGCGGACCGAAAACGGUACGGGAAAGGCGACAUAGCAGAGCCCAUGGCCAUGGGAAACUUGGCCUGGGGCAAUGAGAUUAUCCUUACCUCUUCUAUGAAGGGAGCGCCUCAUUUCUUUUAUAAUUUCGAAGGCGGCAACACAGUAGUCGGUGACGCUCUAAAGACGUGCUCGAUUUUGUCAAAACGCCACAAGAACAAUGCCAAUUGUGCAGAACCUAUGUCAGCCCAUUGA
Penicillium vulpinum is the source of this 561-nucleotide messenger RNA. RefSeq lists its product as uncharacterized. The coding region runs from base 1 to 561 and encodes 186 amino acids. The transcript is spliced from 2 exons. Lineage: Eukaryota; Fungi; Ascomycota; Eurotiomycetes; Eurotiales; Aspergillaceae. The record is from RefSeq and is a predicted model, not a curated record.